AUGGGAAUUCCUGGAUUUGCCAAGUACAUACAAGACAGUGCUAGUAGCUACUUUGAAAAUUACAAACUAGCCAAUUGCACUCUUGUAAUAGACGGGCACAGUUUAUCCUGCCAGAUCUACAAUUGGAACCAAGUGCCUGAACCAGAUGCGAGAUGCUUCAAUUGUUAUGGGGGAGAUUACGAUAAAUACGCACAUACCCUGAUGGGGUUCUUCCACAUGCUGCAGGAAGCCAACGUCAAGCCGAUUGUGGUGUUUGAUGGCGGGUUUGAGGCGAAAAAGCUUCCCACUAUCCUCAAAAGGAUGCAGGACAAGAUUGAAAUUGGAAUCCGAAUGGAUAGUGCGAUGGAGGUAGCGCAGCCCUGGAAGGUGGUUUUUCCGUUGUUUUUGCGGGAGACUUUCAAAGACGUUCUUAAGCAAUUGGCCAUCCCGAUGGCAAUGUGCCAGUUCGAAGGCGACACUGAAAUUGCCAGUUUGGGCCAUUCGCUCAACUGUCCAGUGCUCACGUUUGACUCCGAUUAUUUCCUAUUCGGGGUGAAAUACAUUCCGUUCAAGUCCAUAAGGAACAACGUUGUUAAAGUGAGUGGCUCAUCGGAUUCAUACAAAUUCAUUCCCUGCCAGCUGUACAGAAUCGAGAAGCUCCUGCAAAAAUUCCCGGGCUUGGAACUAGGAACGUUGCACUUACUGCCAGUGCUAGUGGGAAACGACUAUAUUAAAGCGGGAAUUUUCAGGGAAUUUAUCCGGGAAUUAUCCACUGAUAAAUCGCGAAGCAAUAUUGAUUUGGUGCUAGCUUGGCUGGCCAAUCAGACUCCUGAAGGGGCCGUCCUUAAAAUUCUGGACUCCUUUGAGACUUCCCAGGAACGCCAGAGGAUUCUCAAUGCCAUUGAGAAGAUCGUCACUUCGUAUCAGCUAACAGGCACCAAGCUGUUUCAGUACUUUGAUAUAAAAACCAAUGCCUCGAAUGGCUGGAAACAGUUGGACUUUGCAAGUCUCAAGGAAAAAUUAGUUGAAGGCCCCAGUAGCCCCAAGAGAGCUAAGCUGGAUACAAGCCCAAAUAAUAACCAGGGUGAAAUUCACGCCGAUUCCGAAGAACUCAAAGUAGCCCAUCUGGAGAACAAUAACAAUACCAGCCUAGUGACUGGGGUUUUUGAACAAAACUUCACCAAAUGCUUGUACCCGUCGUCGUUCAUGGACAUUCUCACUCAGCAAACCUACUACUGUAUACCGCAAGUGGAAAGCAGAGAGCUUGAAAGCCCCCAUAAAGUGUCUUUCAACAUUCUAAGGGCCAUACAUAAAAUUCUAGCCGGCGGUACUAACGGCUUACAAUCCUCCAAACAGUUUACAAUAGUCGCUCGUAGCUUCGGGUCGCGAGUGAAACACUUUAAGCAGACAACCUACUCAGUCUCAUUACCAUCUUUGGAGGAAGUUGAAAAAUUGUCGCUCAAAGAUAGAAGGGCUGUGUUAUUUCGCGUAUUGAACAUUGACUCUGAAAACUGUCCAGCUGUAUUGGAAAAGUUUCCAACUGAGUGGCAUAUUUUUUUAAUUUCCCUCCAAUAUGCCGCGUUAAACACCACGAUAGAACCUUCACUAAUGUACCCUCUAGUCAUAAUGUUUAUGAUUUUAAAUUAUAUUGACCACAAGAUUGGAUACUUCAGGUCUCCGCAGGCCUAUCGCAGUACGUAUAAGGCUGAAAUGCAGAACUAUCCCAAAAACACCAAACAUACUCCAGUUAGAGCAGACAGGAAUUGUUUUCACUCCCUGCUCAAGCAAGACUGUACAGUGUUUAUGAAAAAAGUUAUCCAUUUCUUCACCAGAAACCCCUAUGAAGAUUCUCAGCACUUUGAUGGGAAGCUGGUGCAUAAAAUCGCUGAAAUUCAAAGCUGCAUGUUACACAUUAAAUAUCUGAAUGGCCUACUGAAAAUGCCCUAUCCAGAUUUGAUAAUUCAUCAUAUUAUUAACUGUAGUUUUAUUUACAAUCUUACGAAGGAUGUUAGAAAAAGAGCGUUGCCGGAAGCUCGCUACUUUCAGGGAUUGUUUGAGGAUUGCCCCAGCAUUUCAGCCAGCUUAGAAUAUGCAAUACGGCAAAUCAAUAAGCUUAUUAUGUUAAAAAGCAGUUAG
Dendroctonus ponderosae (mountain pine beetle) is the source of this 2115-nucleotide messenger RNA. RefSeq names its product protein asteroid. The record is from RefSeq and is a predicted model, not a curated record. NCBI's taxonomy places the organism in Eukaryota, Metazoa, Arthropoda, Insecta, Coleoptera, Curculionidae. The transcript has a single exon. The coding region runs from base 1 to 2115 and encodes 704 amino acids. Gene Ontology annotation, molecular function: nuclease activity.